This is a messenger RNA of Aspergillus welwitschiae, 542 nucleotides long. RefSeq lists its product as uncharacterized. NCBI's taxonomy places the organism in Eukaryota, Fungi, Ascomycota, Eurotiomycetes, Eurotiales, Aspergillaceae. The transcript has a single exon. The record is from RefSeq and is a predicted model, not a curated record. Bases 18 to 302 code for a protein of 94 amino acids.
ACCGUCAUGCGGUCGAGAUGGACUUCAAUGGUCGUUCAAGUGCGGGGUGGGCAUCUGGCCAUCUCUGCGUGUGCUCUCUCCUACCAAAUGCCCAGGGGCACAUACUGACGAUAUACGAAGAGCAAAACCCGAAGCCACCUCCCCAAAUGACCAUGCAGGCCUCAGUCCAAGACGCCAUCUGGGGGGAAGAACGAUCGGUGUGGGCAUGGGCAAGGCGAAGAUGUGUGCGACUCAUGGGACAGCCGUUGGUCAAUAGGCGUCUCAAGUACACAACAAUACUUGGAAAUGGGUUCCAGACCUGACCAGUGGGCUCAGUGGAGACCACUUGGAAACAGUUGGGCAACCGUGGUAUGACAGUGCACAAUGACUACCGAUUCCUCCCUUUGUCGUAGUACUUUCCAGUUUCUAGAGCACCGCUGCCCAGUACCCGACCGCCGUCGACUUGGGUAAUCCACUGAGACGUCAUUUUCCGCGUAAUGCACUAGAAGCUGCCCAUUAUUCACCUUGGGAAGCUUCUCGUCUUCCCGACCUUCCGAACGGAC